UCCGUUCGUUCGUUUACUAAUGUCAAAAAAGUUGUAACUUUGCUUGGCGAUAAAACGUAAUGUUUUUUAUUUUAUUAACUUUCUGUGUUCCCACACUUUUACUUAGCAUAACAACAAUCAAGUAGUAAAUUAUAGUGUCUAUAAAAAACACAUUGUGUGUAUUGACGCCUAAAGUUUUGAAAAAACAGUUCACUUACAUCGCCACUGGUGAAUUAAUCAGCUGAAUCAUAAUGAAAGCGCAUUUUAAAUAACUGAAAGUAGGUGAAGUGUGAAAAAUAACAUUGAAUAGUACGUCUCAGUGCUUUAUUAUUGCGUGCGAGAUGACGGACAGCACCUUCGUCGCGAAGCCGGCGCGGGGCUGGCUUCACCCCGACUCAGUGCUCGCCAGCGAUGGAAUCACGUACGCAGUCAGGUAUAUUGGCUGCAUGGAGGUUUUAACAUCAAUGAAGAAACUCGACUUUGAAACUAGAUCUCAAGUAGCAAAAGAAUGUAUAGCCAGGGUAUGUGCAGCAGCAGGUUUAAGAUCAGCUGACAAGAAGCGGAGAGUGUGUCAAGCGGCUGUCCGUGCCUUAGCCGCUCGCCCACGAAUGGCCCACUCCGGCGCCAAUGUCGCCCUCACAAUAUCGUCUAAAGCAAUUACAUUAGCAGCUCUUGAAGGUGGAGAGACUAUAGCCCGUCAUGACAUGCCAAGAGUCUCAUUCGCGUCCGGUGGAGACACAGACUCUUUAGACUUUGUAGCUUAUGUAGCCAAAUCCGUACCACCAGCGGAAUGGCGAGCAUGCUAUGUAUUAGAAUGUGGUGGAAGAUUAGCACAAGAUGUCAUAGCAACUAUAGGACAAGCGUUCGAACUACGUUUUAAAGAAUUUCUGACGAAACCCUCAUCGUUAAAUCUAAACGGUUCGAGAGCUCUAUGUGAGACUGCAAGCAGCGUGCCGCCCGACGACCGCGAGUAUUACAACGACAUGCCCGACAAGUCGCCGCCGGAGGUCACCGCGUCCUACCGACACCCGCCACCACCGCCCCUGGCUUCGCUGGCUUCAUUACCCUUAUCCUCUUGCGAGGAGAGCGUUCGGCACUACGUGAACCAGACGCCGCCGCCGCGCACCCCGCCCACCGCGCUGCUGCCCAACCAUCACACCGACAUAUUCGACAUGCAGCCAUUCACGGCGGCGCCAAUGAUAUCAUCAUCGGCAGCAUCGUCAUCAUCCACGGCAUCCGCCUCGUCCCCGGGCGACGUGUCCGCCGAGCCGCUGUCAGCGCAGGCGCAGGCGGCGUUGUUGGCUCGCGAGCCAUGGUUCCACGGACCCAUAUCUAGGACUACUGCUGAGAAGCUGGUUGUUGAAGACGGAGAGUUCUUAGUGCGUGAGUCAGCGGCAUGUCCGGGGCAGUUCGUGCUGACCGGCGCCAGGAAGGGCAGCCACAAGCAUCUGCUACUCGUCGACCCCAACGGAGUGGUCCGAACUAAAGACCGGGUGUUUGAAAGCGUGCCCCAUCUAAUUAAGUACCACUGCAGCAACGAGCUGCCCAUCGUGUCGGCCGACUCCGCGCUGCUGCUGCGCAAACCCGUACUACGCGACGCCACGUAAGAACUAUAUAAUUAUACAUCAAUACAAUAUAACCCAAAUUAUGUUCUAAGAAUAACGAGAAACGCGAGCCCCAAUGCCAUACAUCGGAUCUGUAGGAACUGAUAAAGCUUGAAUUAAGAAUUUAACGUUUCUUCCAUAUUAAAUUCAAAGGCAUUGUUAUUACUAAGCCUUUGAAAUCUUACAGGUUUCAGCUAAUAUUAAUGUUUGUCACAUAUCGAAUAUCUGUCCCAUUUGCAAUAUGCGGCUGAAUGUACAAUCAGCCCUUGUAUAAAGUACGUAAUUGUUGUCUCGAAUAUACCCACUAGAUGGCAUUUAUAACAAUUCCAUUUUGUAUCGGUUUAUCCGCAAAGUCAUAAAUAAUUUUAAUUAAGUACCAAAGUCGUGUUUUGGUUGGGAUGCUAUUGCAAAAAUUGUGAUUUUCUCCAAUAAACUUAUUUUAUUUUGUAACUAUAUAUUAUUAUAAAACUAGUCUUCACCAAAUUUUUAUUUAGGAGUGAAGGCCGCUAUCUUUUUAAGCAUGAGAUUAGUUGAUAUUUUAUUAAUUAUAAGAAUAAUGUUGCUGUGCAAUUGACCAUGCCAAACUGUAGUCGAGACACAGGAGUCUUAUUUUUAUAUUAAAAUGUAUUUUGCUAAAAUAUCUAUACAUUGAAUGACGGAGCAUGCAUUCUAACACCGCACACAAAUAUAAGAGCUCUCUGCGUUAUAGUUUAAAAUGUUUUAUUAUACGUUUACAAUAAAUAUUAACACAUAGGUGCUAUGAUGGCUUACUUAAAUAAUUUUAAAUUUUAACGUAGUGGCGUAAUUUUAUAAAAAUUGAAACUGUACAUACAACAUCACAUCAUCUGUUAAUCGUAGACUUUUAAGACUGUUAUGUUAGACUCGAAUCUUUCACUGAGUUCAGUGAUAAAAGUUUAAUGCUUUAAAAAUUAUGUCUCUCAGUAGUGGGAGUUUAUAUAGUGGCACAAAGAAGUGUUUGGUACCCUGUCCCGGGGGAAGGGUAGUGUUAUUACACCUACCACGAUCUUCAACUACCGUAGUUAGACAGUUUACUAAUUAACGGGCGCUAUAGGUUGAUUAAGCUGAGUACAUGGACUGAAGCAAGGCAUGACCGCACAAUACGAAAUAUUUAUGUAGGGUAGAAUAUUACUCGGCAGGACUGAUUUUUUAGAAGGGCAACCCACAAAUCUGUUAGAUAAUUAUGGGCGUGGAUCAAGCUGGUGUGGUCGCACCGAGACUGUUGAAUUAUUGAUGUACACGUCAUUAGAAUUUCAGCACAAAUUUAAAUUUAUCUGCUUGUGUAUCACUGUUUAGUGUACAAUUUUAUGCAAUAUUCCAUUGACAUAUAAUGUUAAACGUCAUCAUGCAAAUAUAGUUUAUGCAAAUAUGUUAUCAAACUAUCAUUAUUAUUAAAUGUGAUGUAUUUAAAUGUAUUAAGUGAUUAAAAUAAAAUAUUUUGGAAAAUCAA
Messenger RNA from Helicoverpa zea (corn earworm), 3051 nucleotides. It is a transcript of the gene Shc, whose product is annotated as SHC-transforming protein 1. Gene Ontology annotation, molecular function: receptor tyrosine kinase binding. The coding region runs from base 321 to 1586 and encodes 421 amino acids. NCBI's taxonomy places the organism in Eukaryota, Metazoa, Arthropoda, Insecta, Lepidoptera, Noctuidae. The record is from RefSeq and is a predicted model, not a curated record. The transcript is spliced from 8 exons. Gene Ontology annotation, biological process: intracellular signal transduction; cell surface receptor protein tyrosine kinase signaling pathway. Gene Ontology annotation, cellular component: plasma membrane.